GAAUAUACAUGUUAAACACAUAUUCUGACCCUUCGGUCAGACAGUUCAUACCGAGUUAUUCAACCUCGUGGAUAGAAUAAAACUAGGGACAAUUAAUAUGUAACAUACUGAACUGCAUUUAUUAAGCAAUAGUUAUGUUGUAAACGCAACAGUGCAUGUAGUAUAUAAUCACCGCACAUGUGUAAGUGGAAGUUCGUUUAUAGGAAUAUUUAGGUAAAAUGGAUUCUCUGAAGAGUCUGUCAAUUGUUGUUUGUGCGUUUGCAGUUUUCUACUUCUUUAUUGUCCGUUCUCCUUCGAUGCCAUCUGUAGUUACCAGGACUGAACUUCACAAAAGCUAUGAUUAUAUAGUUAUUGGGGCCGGCUCAGCAGGAUCAGUUGUGGCUUCCCGUCUCUCGGAAGAUCCAGAAGUGACGGUACUUUUGCUAGAAGCGGGAGGCGAUUAUACCGUUAACGAAACGUACCAUGUACCCUUGCACUUUUUUGACCUACAAAAGACGAAUGUAGAUUGGGAGUACUACACAGUUCCGCAAAAACAAUCCCAUUUAGGUAUGGUUGAAAAUCGUUCCUACUGGCCAAGAGGUAAGCUGCUUGGAGGAUCGAGUAUUUUUAAUUCAAUGCAGUAUACUCGUGGUAGUAAACAUGACUAUGACGAGUGGGCGGAGCUUGGGUGCGACGGAUGGAGCUACGAAGAUGUCCUCCCUUAUUUUCUGAAGUUGGAAGAUAUGAGAAUUGAUAAUUUAAAGGGCUCGAAGUAUCAUAAUGUCGGUGGAUACAUUGGCGUAAGCACUGGUGGCGUAACACCAAUCGCUGAUAUUUAUUUGAAGGCUGGAGAAGAAAUGGGUUACAAACUUACGGAUUAUAAUGGUGAAAUACAGGAGGGAUGGAGUCCAAUGCAGCUCAGUAUACGUGAUGGAAUUAGAAGUAGUACCUCAUUAGAAUAUCUUGGAAGGGCUAUUGGUAGACCAAAUCUUCACGUUGCUAUUGACUCUCUUGCUACAAAAAUAAAUAUACAAAAUAAACAAGUUAAAGGGGUAUACUUUGUUAGAAAUGGACGGAAGAACUAUAUUGAAGCAAAGCGGGAAGUUAUCGUAUCUGGAGGUGCAGUCAACUCGCCCCAACUGUUGAUGUUAUCUGGAAUCGGUCCAAAGAAUCACUUAGAUGAUCUAAACAUAAAGGUGGUGGCUGAUUUACCAGUGGGUGAAAAUCUUCAGGAUCAUUUAUUAUUACACACGUUUGCUGGCAUCACGGAAGAUGUCGGUAUCACACCGGAAAAGGUUAACAGUUGGAAGACGCAGCUACAGUAUAAACUCUUUGGUAAAGGCAUUCUUUCAAUCGCCGGACUAGAUGCGACUGCAUUUUUCUGUUCCUAUGAAACGGAGCAAAAAGACUGCGCAGCAGAUAUACAGUUCAUGAUGUAUGGUGUUGCUAUGUCUGAUAAUUUUUUAUGCUUUAAAGACGAAAUCGCUAAAGAAUAUCUAUUUCCUACAGGCUCUUUGGGGUUUUCUACGGUAAUAAGCCUUAUUGACCCAAAGAGUGUCGGUACACUUAAAUUGAAAUCAGCUGAUCCGUUCGAUUAUCCAUUGAUUGACCCCCAGUAUUUGACUGAUAAACGAGACAUUGAUGCGUACGUUAGAGCAUUUCGCCUUUGGGAAAAGUACGUUUCAACGCCAUCUAUGAAAAAGAUAGGCGCAAGCAUGGAUAAGAUGAAACUAUCGUUUUGCUCACAGUACGAAUUUCGCUCUGAUGAUUAUUGGGAAUGCAUCACAAAGCAUCUGGCCUACACUGUUUACCAUCCAGCAGGCACAUGUAAAAUGGGUAGGGAGAAUGACCCAACAGCGGUCGUAGAUCCGGAAUUAAGGGUGAAGGGAAUCAAAGGAUUGCGUGUUGUCGAUGCGUCUAUUAUGCCGAACGUCAUAUCAGGAAACACAAAUGCUCCUGUCAUUAUGAUUGCAGAAAAAGCUUCAGACAUGAUAAGAGGGAAAUAUACUGUACAUAAUCUGAAGAGAAAGUUAUAGAAAAGAAUUUCAAAUGAUAUCAUUAAUCAAUUAUGGUACAUUAUUUAAAUGCACUAUCAUUCCUGCAUCUAAAAAAUUUGUUCCAGAAAGAUUUUCUUAAAAGUUAUUAAUAAUCAUAUUUGCACAGUUAGUACAUGUAUGAUAGUAUUUGUUCCGUUGUAGUUAAAACGUUACAACCUCAUCUGAAACUUG
This is a messenger RNA of Mercenaria mercenaria, 2207 nucleotides long. RefSeq names its product glucose dehydrogenase [FAD, quinone]-like. The transcript has 2 exons. The record is from RefSeq and is a predicted model, not a curated record. The coding region runs from base 219 to 2015 and encodes 598 amino acids. Gene Ontology annotation, molecular function: oxidoreductase activity, acting on CH-OH group of donors; flavin adenine dinucleotide binding. NCBI's taxonomy places the organism in Eukaryota, Metazoa, Mollusca, Bivalvia, Venerida, Veneridae.